UGAUCGCCCAUUUGCUGUCAUUUCCACAUUUCCUGUCGGUGGUCUCCCCCGAUUCCCGGAGUUCAUGUUCGACGAAUUUGAGUUCUUGUGAGGUAAUUCUGGACCACGCAUCUGCAACGUUGAAAACAGAGAACGUGUCCAUUCUCUGUUGCCACCUUGCGGAACAUGUCCUUCCUUGCAUUUGAGAAGCCAUGCUGUGGGAAAACUUCCAAUGAAGGCGCGGCCAGUUUUCGUGCCUACCCACGCUAAUGGAGCCAUGUGCGGGACUUUUCGGAACACAAGUCCACCGCAACUGUGGGCAUCAUGCGCUGGAACCAUUCCAAGAUCAUGCUCCGAGGAACUGCACGGCUUCUACUCUGCACACCUGGGCGGCAGGCCAGUUGGGGACGGCCAUGACUGCCGAUACCGGUCGGCUGGCGGCAACAGCUCAUUUACGAGAUGCUGCUCUCACAUCCACGGGACAAUGGAAGAGGAUGACUCUUCCGUCAACUUGGGGAGGUGGAGCAGAACUGGCCGAGAGGGAGGCAGAUCGGAUGUUGCAGCGGCCUAUUCAUGCAGAAUCCAAAGACAGAGCCCCCACGGAGUGGGGAGCCGGUCAAUCCACGAACGUUACCACAGUACCCUCCAGGAGACGGGCGUCGAAUGGAGAUUUCAUCAACGUCCAUGAUCCAAGGGCAGUUUUGCGGGUGACUUUCCCUUCCAUUGACCUCGGUGAACACGAUAUAUAGAGAUAGUACGGAUAGCAGAGAUGCAGACCUU
This is a messenger RNA of Parathielavia appendiculata, 759 nucleotides long. RefSeq lists its product as uncharacterized. NCBI's taxonomy places the organism in Eukaryota, Fungi, Ascomycota, Sordariomycetes, Sordariales, Chaetomiaceae. The transcript is spliced from 2 exons. The coding region runs from base 249 to 728 and encodes 159 amino acids. The record is from RefSeq and is a predicted model, not a curated record.